AAUGGUGCUAUUAGAGGUUUACUAAGAUUAGCUCCCUGGAAUCUUGAGAUGAGUGUAAGUACUGAGAUUGCUCGGUCUUGCACUGUAAACUCUGGAUGAUCCAAAGCAGCACCUAAACAAGCACUUCUCAAACUCUCCAUACCUUUAGCACCUCAAACCAGCUCUGCAAGGAUGGGAUAUUCUUGGUUGUACUGUAUGGUUUUAGAGAUGACAUGCUUUUCACUGAGCACCAGGCACUGUGCAGAAUGGUAACCUGAUCUCCUUUUCAGAUGUCUUCGCAGUUAACCCAGAAUUGAUGGAGGCUGUCUGGGCUACCCAAACUGUAAAGGAAAACAUGCCCCCACAGAAAAACAUGUCACAGAAUCAAAAACGCAAAACUAUUUCCAAAAUACCUGCUCCUAAAGAAGUGACGACACUGAAUUCUGUCCUAGUGGAGAGUGCAGCGCAAUCAGCAUUACGAAACCGCACUAGUAGAAUGACCGCCAUCCAUGAGACGCUCCCUUGUGAAAAUGACAUGGAUGUGGAACCUUCUGCGCCCGCGCCAGCCGCACCAAUCAGUUCACUGCCAGCCAUUCGCUCCAGAUCAACUAAACUCAAUGGUGCUGGAGAAAAUCGGUCAAUGGUGCGGAUGUCUGAAAUAUCUGAGGAGUCAUUGACUUCCACCAUCAAAAACAGUCAAGCCAGAAGAAAAUCUAACAUUGUUAAAGAAAUGGAAAAAAUGAAAAGCAAGCGGGAAGAGCAAAGAGCCCAGAACAGUGAGAUGAGAACCAAGCGGACACAGGAAUAUGACAAAAAUGUCCCAAACUGGGAGUUUGGAAAAAUGAUCAAAGAAUUUCGAGCCACUUUGGAUUGUCAAAGAAUUAGCAUGAAUGAUAUGGCUGAGGAGCAGCGCAUUUGUGUCUGUGUCCGGAAACGUCCUCUCAAUAAGCCUGAACUUGCCAAGAAGGAGUUUGACAUAAUAUCUGUUCCGAGCAAAAGUAUUGUUUUGGUACAUGAGCCAAAGCUAAAAGUAGAUCUGACAAAGUAUUUGGAGAACCAAGUGUUCCGUUUUGAUUACUCAUUUGAUGAGACGGCUACAAAUGAAAUGGUGUACAGGUUCACUGCACGACCAUUAGUUCAGUCAAUAUUCGAAGGUGGAAAAGCAACUUGUUUUGCUUACGGCCAGACAGGAAGUGGUAAAACACAUACCAUGGGCGGUGACUUCACAGGCAAAAAUCAGAAUGUUUCUAAAGGUGUCUAUGCAUUUGCAUCACGUGAUGUUUUCCUCAUGUUGGAUCAGCCACGUUAUCGUAAUCUUGACCUGGAAGUGUAUGUAACCUUUUUCGAGAUCUACAAUGGAAAGGUUUUUGAUCUCUUGAAUAAGAAGGCAAAGCUGCGUGUGCUGGAGGACGCCAAGCAAGAGGUUCAGGUCGUAGGGUUAGUGGAAAAAGAAGUCACGUGUCCAGAAGAUGUGUUUAAAAUGAUAGAAACUGGCAGUGCCUGCAGGACUUCUGGUCAGACAUUUGCCAAUGCCACCUCCUCUCGUUCCCAUGCCUGUUUGCAAAUCAUUCUGCGAAGGCGAGGGAAACUUCACGGCAAAUUCUCAUUGGUGGAUCUGGCGGGGAAUGAAAGAGGGGCAGAUACAGCUAGCGCUGAUCGCACAACAAGAAUGGAAGGGGCUGAGAUUAAUAGAAGCUUGCUUGCCUUAAAGGAAUGUAUCCGUGCACUAGGACAGAACAAGGCUCACACUCCUUUUCGGGAAAGUAAACUUACUCAGAUCCUGAGGGAUUCCUUUAUAGGCGAGAACUCCAGAACGUGCAUGAUUGCAAUGCUAUCUCCUGGAUUCAACUCCUGCGAGUACACACUCAACACACUAAGAUAUGCAGACCGAGUCAAGGAAUUAAGCCCUCAAAGUGCUGAUAAUACCAAUACCAACCACCAGAUGGAGACAGAGAAUGAUGAGUCUAGUUCCUCUUUGGGCCUGUUGGAGAACCAAGGCGAUGACGAUUCCGAUGGCUUGUUAAAGGAUGAGGAGUUGUCUUCUCACAUGAACAGUUUCCAGGAUGCAAUGAACCGUAUUGGUGAACUUGAAGAGAAAGCUGUAGAGGAACUGAGAGAGGCUGUGCAGAGAGAGCCAGAAUGGUCUAAUUUAUUAGAAAUGACAGAGCAGCCAGAUUAUGACCUGGAGAACUUUGUAUUGCAAGCAGAACUUCUCAUUCAGGAACGUUCUAGGGUUCUCAUUGCUCUAGGUGAGACCGUGAGUUCCCUUCGUCUUGCCAUGCAGAUGGAAGAGCAGGCCAGUAAGCAAAUAUGUAAAAAAAGACGACCCAAUAAAUAAAUUUACAGCGACAUGGACUUCCGGUCUGCCUCAUUAUAAAUAAAAUCUGUCAUUUUUUUUAAAUGUUUCUCGUGUGUUGUACAGCAUGUCUUGGUGCUUCUAAUUGUUUAGAUGUUGUAUGAAUUAAAUGUUUGUACAUAUUGAUCAAACUAUCCAGCAGUUUGCAGACAAACCUGCAUGAAGCCAUGCAAAGCUCUGGUAUAAACCCAGUAUGUGAAUGUAAAGACCACUGGCUUUGUCUGCAGUUCCCUUGUGUGCCCAAUAGAGGGCAGCAUGAGUGGCACAAGUUGUGUAUGGUAUUUGAAUGAAUUGUAAGUCUGCUUUUGUACAGUUUAUAAGUCCUUCUUUUUUUAAAUUGAAAUGAUAGUUUUCAAAGAACACAUCAAAGCACUAGCUAAUACAAUUUUAUUUUGAUGUAUUCAUAAACAGCCUUUAAUACUAAUGCUCUGUAUGGAUCUGUUAAAUAAAGACCUUGCUGUCAAGUA
Messenger RNA from Pelobates fuscus (common spadefoot toad), 2802 nucleotides. RefSeq names its product kinesin family member 2C (gene KIF2C). Gene Ontology annotation, biological process: microtubule-based movement. The record is from RefSeq and is a predicted model, not a curated record. The transcript has 21 exons. Bases 296 to 2317 code for a protein of 673 amino acids. Lineage: Eukaryota; Metazoa; Chordata; Amphibia; Anura; Pelobatidae. Gene Ontology annotation, molecular function: microtubule motor activity; ATP binding; microtubule binding.